This is a messenger RNA of Dendrobium catenatum, 1086 nucleotides long. RefSeq lists its product as uncharacterized. The coding region runs from base 1 to 1086 and encodes 361 amino acids. Lineage: Eukaryota; Viridiplantae; Streptophyta; Magnoliopsida; Asparagales; Orchidaceae. The transcript has 2 exons. The record is from RefSeq and is a predicted model, not a curated record.
AUGACAUCUAUUAGUUUUUGGAAUUGUAGGGGAGCAAGAAAAAGUAAAGCUUCCCUAUGUCCAAGGGAGUUCAUCAGAGAUCAUGGUGAAUUCUUUCUUGGAUUGAUAGAGACUAAGUUGACAAUUAUUGAUAGCAAGCUUAUUAAGGUGAUGUUCGUUGAAGGUUGGGAUUUCUUUUAUGUUCCUUCUAAAGGCCUAUCGGGAGGUAUUUUGUUGAUAUGGAAACAAGGGAUGGCUUCAUACAAAGUGGUGGAAGCAUCAACACAGUUUGUGGUUGGUGACCUUGAUGUUCUCAACAAAGGUACUUGGAGAGUAGCAACUAUAUACGGGAGUAAAGAUGUGUAUAAAAGAAGGCUGCUUUGGGACGGUAUAGAUCAUCUCAUGGUUAAAGAUAUUCCUAUGAUUAUAGGAGGAGAUUUCAAUUGCUUGUUGUCUAAGGAGGAAAAGAAAGGAGGAAGGAAGUUUUUUUUUAGUAUGGGGACUAAGGAGAUGAAGUCUUUUAUCUCUUGUAAUGAUUUGCAUGAGGUUUCUUGUGUUGGUCCCAAGUUCACUUGGUGUAAUAACAAGAAAGGAGCUGAAAGGAUCUUGGAAAAAUUAAUGGAAAGGCAUCUGGGAAGGAUUGCCUCGGACCAUAGUCCGAUCUUACUGAACUUGCUGAAUUUCAGUUCUUCAGCCAGGAAAGUUAUUAGAUUCAAAGAGGUUUGGACUUCAAUUCUAUCUUCUACAGCUAUUGUGAGAGAAUCUUGGAGAAGGAAAGCACAAGGAGAUCCCGCUCAAGUAUUAAACCAAAAAAUGAAAAGAACCUUAAGGAAUCUUCACUAUUGGAGUAAAGCUAAGUUUAAAGAGCUUAGUGUUUCUAAAGAAGAGCUAAAAGAAGAUAUUAUGGGUUUAAAGGAGAAGGAAGCUGACGUUGGAGAGCUUUUGGAGGAGGACCAAUGGAAUAUGAAAGCAAAAACAGAGGAGCUCAAUACUGUUUUAGCCGGUUCAAUACAACAUGGAGACAACGUGCUAAGAUUAAGUGGUUGGUGGAUGGGGAUGCAAAUACCAGAUUCUUCCAAGCUUUUGCAAGUGCUAGGAGUAAUUUAA